Exophiala bonariae is the source of this 1314-nucleotide messenger RNA. RefSeq lists its product as uncharacterized. The record is from RefSeq and is a predicted model, not a curated record. The coding region runs from base 1 to 1314 and encodes 437 amino acids. NCBI's taxonomy places the organism in Eukaryota, Fungi, Ascomycota, Eurotiomycetes, Chaetothyriales, Herpotrichiellaceae. The transcript has a single exon.
AUGACGGACUAUAACUACCCUCAAUCUCCAACCAUGUCACAAGAUCGACAUAUGGGCUCCAUGGCGGCUGCUCUCAGAAUGAAACUUGAGGGACUGCCUCAACUCAACAUGCACAACCUCAGUGUUCAUCAUGCACAGCAAAAACGCCUCUCACUUGAACCCAACUCUGCAAGCUCAUCUCGCUCAGCACACUCUUUCAGUUCUCAACAAUCCGACGAUACUGAUGCCACAGAUAUGACCGUCACCCCCAACCGAUCCAGGGCAAGCACUUUUGACAACGCCGAGAGAAUUACCUCGCCUUUGGUACAAACAGUACAAUGUAAACCGCCCUUGAGAGUCGUCCUCGGCACAGCCUCAGUCGGCUCCAAAUUGUCCCCUCUGGCCAAGAUCACAACUGUUGAAGACGCCUCAAAGUUUGUGUCACUCUUCCGUUCAAGAGGUUAUGCAGAUAUCGACACCGCUCGUGCAUAUCCAGUUGGGCGGGGUGGCACUUGUGAGAAAUUGCUGGGUGAGGAGGAGCUGCGAUUAGGCAAAUGGGCCAACGUGUCAACCAAGGUAUCCAGUUUUAUGCCUGGAUCUCAUCGUGCUAAAAACAUCGCCAUGAGCAUUGAUCGAUCCUUAGAGGCUCUCCACACCGAUGCAGUGGAUGUCAUGUAUCUGCAUGCCCCUGACCGAGCCACACCUUUCAAGGAGACUUGCGAAGCUAUGAACAAGGCUUACCUGGAAGGCAAGUUCGAACGAUUCGGUCUGUCAAACUACUCCGUCGAGGAAGUCGAAGCUGUUGUCAAGGUAUGCGAGGAGAAUGGCUUCGUGAAGCCUUCUGUCUAUCAGGGACAAUACAAUCCCAUCUGCCGUGGUGGCGAAGAACGGUUGUUCGAGGUUCUUCGGGAACACAACAUUGCCUUCUAUGCUUAUAGCCCCUCGGCAUGUGGCUUUUUCUCCAACAAAGUGUCACGAGCUUCCACCAAGGACAAGAACAGCCGGUGGAACAUCGCCUCGCCUCUCGGUGCCAAAUAUGCUGGCGAUUAUUUCCACGACCCUCUCUUCGCGGCUGCAGAACUGGUCCGACAACAAGCCAGGAAGUACGGCAUCUCAGGCCAUGCUGCCGCCCUUCGAUGGACAACAUGGCACUCUCAACUGGGUGCCGAGUAUGGCGAUGCCGUCAUCGUUGGUGCCUCCAGAAUCUCUCAACUUCAAGAAAACAUGGAUAUCCUUGAACACGGUCCCUUGCCCGAGCCCCUUGUGGAAACUCUCAACAACAUUUGGGAGGACGUCCGCGCAUUCGAAAAGGGCCCUCGCUUUUCUUUUGUUUAA